Molecule: messenger RNA, 1027 nt
Organism: Cryptotermes secundus
Lineage: Eukaryota; Metazoa; Arthropoda; Insecta; Blattodea; Kalotermitidae
Product: chromobox protein homolog 1
Exons: 2
Coding region: 132-668 (178 amino acids)
Biological process (GO): negative regulation of transcription by RNA polymerase II; chromatin organization
Cellular component (GO): nucleus; pericentric heterochromatin
Molecular function (GO): chromatin binding
Source: RefSeq, a predicted model, not a curated record
AAUUACUCCGUGCUUGACACAGCCUCCCUCUAAAACGGUGGAAAGUUUAGGUAUGAGUGGAGGUUAGAACAAUCAGAGUGAAUUUAUUUUAAUUAAAGGAACUAGUACGAAUUAUUGUUAUUUGUUUAAACAUGAGCAAGAAGUCAGACAAAGAAAAUUCAUCUACAGAUGGGGAAGAAGAAUUUUCAGUUGAAAAGGUUCUCGAUCGGCGCGUGAGAAAUGGCAAAGUGGAAUACUUUUUGAAAUGGAAAGGAUACUCCAACGAAGACAAUACCUGGGAACCGGAGGAGAAUCUGGAUUGUCCAGACCUCAUUUCAAAAUUCGAAGAGAACAGGAAAAAGAAGGAACAAGCAAAGAAAGACGAAAAAAAGAGGAAGCCUAAUAGUUCCCCAGAAGAUAAGAAGCCUGCUAAGAAGAAACAAAGUGAUGAAGAUAAGAAGCCUCAAGGUUUUGACAGAGGAUUGGAAGCCGAACGUAUUAUAGGAGCUACAGACUCGAGUGGAGAGCUGAUGUUCCUUAUGAAGUGGAAGGGAACAGAUGAAGCAGAUUUGGUUCCAGCCAGGAAGGCCAAUGUCCGUUGCCCCCAAAUUGUUAUCCAGUUCUAUGAGGAGCGUCUUACAUGGCAUAGCCCCACGCAUGAUGAUGAAGGAAAGGGUGAUGCAGAGUAAAAUGAUUUUCACCCUGCAUUUAUUGGGUGCAUAGUGUCAGACAUUUACAAAUGGUUUUAAAAUUUUGAAUGAUAGUGUAUGAUGAUAGUAAAGGCAAUUAAAAAUUUAACACAUUUUGUGCACAGUGACUAUUGACAGAUAUGCACAUGUUUUUUAAUUUUAUGAUAAAAUUGAUAGGCAUGUAAUUCAGAAAGCGGUGUCUAAGAAUGGGGUUAUUUGCAAAGGUCUGUGAAAUUGAUCAUGUGGCAUGUUAUAGUGUGUUGUAUAAUUCUGUAACAUUUUGAUUUGAAUAUGUAUGUUGUAUUCUUCAGGUGUAGUAAUAAAUUAUUGUAAGAUGGUGUGGCACCAAUGUUUUGGGG